This is a messenger RNA of Cuscuta epithymum, 2661 nucleotides long. NCBI's taxonomy places the organism in Eukaryota, Viridiplantae, Streptophyta, Magnoliopsida, Solanales, Convolvulaceae. The record is from the annotation of a GenBank genome assembly.
GGGUAUUGGUAUUCCUUUAGAAUUCCUGCUGCAAGGGAUACAACAAUGGAGGCCGAGAAAGUUCAUGGCAACCGGUUUAAGAAAAUGAACCGAAAAGAGAUGCUGGAAAAGAAGAAGCUAGUGGAAGAGAUCAUCAAAGCUGCUUCUUCUGUCAAUGACCAUCUCUCAUGCUUUCCGACAUUUAUUCAUUACCACAGAAACGGUUUGUCGGUAUACAUGGAAUCUGGACGUGGGAAUAAACUUUCUUCUCAAAUGAAGCACUAUAUCCAAGGCCUCCUCAAGGAAAAUAUGCGGGGACCAUAUGGAUCUGAAUGGCCAACGGAAGAGAAGGUCAAGCGCAAGGAAAUGGUUGCACCAGAAGCACGCUACAUUUUUGUGUAUGAGAUUCCAAGUGCUAAUCCUAGUGGAAUUCCUGCAGUGGGUUACCAGGACAGUGAUGAAGUUAAGACAGCGGAUGAUAAGUGCCAAGUAGUUGGAUUUGUACAUUAUCGCUUCACCAUAGAAGAAGAGAUCCCUGUUCUUUAUGUUUAUGAGUUGCAGCUUGAGCAACGCGUUCAGGGAAAGGGCCUAGGGGAAUACUUGAUGCAACUAAUGGAGCUUAUUGGUAGCAAGAGUAAAAUGGGUGCGGUGGUUCUGACUGUUCAAAAGGCAAAUGUUGUCGCUAUGAAAUUUUAUACUAGUAAACUUGGGUACUCCGUGUCUUCUAUUUCACCAUCCAGAUAUCUGGGGUUAGGACUGCAGACAAGUUAUGAAAUUCUCUGUAAAACAUUUCAUCAUGAAGCUAAAGCAAUGCUGGAGGAUUCGUAACAUGCUAAAGAAACUGAGGAGAUGUGGUGUUCAAUUGUUCAUGCGAAAAGAGUUGGUUCAAUUUCCAUUUGUUAUUCACUUGCAAGUUUUAGCUUUUCUGCUAUUCAACUUCUCUUGUGAUACGUGCAUGAAGGAACUAUGCAUAGAAGUUUAAAAAGAUAUUCUUGAAGUGGUAUUUGAAAUAAAAUCAGUAACAGAAUGACCUGGGGAAACAAAACAAUGGAAACAAUGAAAUGUAAACAUUCAGCAUCUAUCUCCCUUAGUAAUCAAUAACAGCAUCACUGUAUUAUCUUUAUUAAAGCUUAUCUCCGAGCUAAGCAUCUUUGUAGCAAACUUAAUGUUGAACAAAUAUAAGACAACAAUGUUAAGUUUAACUAUCCUUACCCCAUCGUAGGUGGGAGCCUUUGCGGCAUUGGGGGUAAUGAUGAUGAUGAAUGCUAAGUUUAACUAUAUUUUCCCUAUGCACUAAUAACAAAGAUAAUUUAAGAGUUGUAAACCAUUGAAGAAAAUAAACAUAUGUUUUGUUCAGAAAUCCUCCAUUACCUUAAUUACAAUCAGUAAGACUCUCGACUCAGUUUGAAUUAUUUAUUUCAAGUAUUAACUCUAUAUCGAGUGGAUGUGUGUUCGUUAAUGGUUUAAAUAAAAAAUAUUCUUUUUUAUUUAAAGACCCAAUGUGGUAUGUUGUGUGUUUAGUUUCAUCUCUUGAAUUUAAAAAGAAAGUAAGAAACAAUCAAUAGGGUUUUCUUCACUGCAUAAUUAUCACAUUAAUCUACUUCUGUUUGGAUAAUGUCAAGAAAAAGAUUAGAGGUAUCAAAAAAGUAACCUGUUGGUACUGCUUUAAUUAUUUGUUUUUGUUUGGACAAUCUUAAACUCUCUUGAUAAAGGGAGUAGACAGGCCCAAAACUGCUCAUAGGACAAGAUAGUGCAGGAUUUUCAUUCUAGAGCCUGAGCAGUUGUCCAUCCAAUGCUACUAAAUGGGACCUAGGUAGUAUGGGAUACCAGAAGUCCCACACCGAGUAGAAUGGGAUGCUUGGUGGGGUUCUUAAGUGCCUGGUUCUCCCAGCUUAACAGCUAGCUUUUGAGGUGUGGCUCUCCAAGGUGCUGAAGUUCCUAACAAUGGUAUUAGAGCCGCUUGUCGGCGGGCCAAAAAGGGGCUACCGGUGGAGGGUUCUGACCGGCGGAUCGGCUGAGUAAAAUACUGCCGGUUGAAGUUUCGCGGAGUGUAGCCGCCAGGACGUCGGCUUUCCAGGAAGGGUGUAUUGUUAGGGACAGGUAGUAUGGGAUACCAAAAGUCUCACACCGACUAGAAUGAGAUGCUUGGUGUGGUUCUUAACUGCCCGGUUCUCCCGCCUUAACAGCUAGCUUUUGGGGUUUGGCUCUCCAAGGUGCUUAAGUUCCUUAACACACUACAAUAAUGGCUGGACUAGAAAGACGUUUGUUUCAUUUUAUUUUGCUUAAAAUUAUAAUAACCCUGUAAGGCAAGUCUAUGAAUUCCGUUUUACCAUUCAGUUUGCCUUCUGCGUGUUGAAGUUGGAGCAAUGCCCAGGACCAAUUACUAAAAACCUGUGGGUUGUGGCUUCCAUGUGCUUUGUUGCACCUCACUUUUAUGGUGGAACCAGAACAUUAUUUAUAAUCGAAAGAGAGGAAUAUUUUAGCCAUGUUAGGACAGUUAUUGGUGUGUGACGCCUCAUAGGACUGAUAGUAUCAUAGUAUGUACUCUAGGCCUAUAGUGAUCUACUGUAACAUGUAUUGAAGGUAUCUGUAGUAUUCUUAUUAGUGUAGUGACGUGCACUUUGUCGUGGUGUGCACUUCAAAGUAAAUAUCAAUACAACAAAUAUAUGUAGUAUAUUGAAG